Periophthalmus magnuspinnatus is the source of this 3894-nucleotide messenger RNA. RefSeq names its product cadherin 2, type 1, N-cadherin (neuronal) (gene cdh2). The transcript has 16 exons. Gene Ontology annotation, cellular component: neuron projection; intercalated disc; cytoplasm. Gene Ontology annotation, biological process: cell morphogenesis; homophilic cell-cell adhesion; brain development. Lineage: Eukaryota; Metazoa; Chordata; Actinopteri; Gobiiformes; Gobiidae. The coding region runs from base 258 to 2963 and encodes 901 amino acids. Gene Ontology annotation, molecular function: cadherin binding; calcium ion binding. The record is from RefSeq and is a predicted model, not a curated record.
GUAUAGGACUGGAUGGGAGGGAGCAAGAGCCGAGGCAGCCUCAGUACCAAGCAGUGCUCCGCUUCUCCACUACGCGCUGGACAGACAGAGGAGGAGAGGCUGCUCCGCGCUGCGCCGCUGCUUCCUUUGUCGUACAGGGAUAUCUCUCCAACCCACGGUCACCAGACGCAGCGCCAAACGGAUAUUUCACUUCUUUUUUUUCUUUCUUUUUUGUUUUUUGGCACCGCGGCGGGGACUACGGAGCGAGGGGGGAGACAAUGUACCCAGAACACGAGGGCAGCGCGCGGUUCCUGCUGCUGGUUGUGUUGGCAGGACUGCAGAUUGGAGCAGAGGGCACCCCCACCUGCAAACCCGGAUUCUCGCAAGAUGUAUACAACGUAGUGGUGCCUGGUGUGACGAAGGAAGGACAGCCCCUUUUUAACGUGGGUUUCGCCGACUGCGGAAAAGGCCCGGUGAAGUUCGAAAGCAGCAGCCCUUCGGAUUUCCGGAUACAGGAGAGCGGAUUGGUCUACGCUGCGAGGGAUCUGGAGUUGUCCGGAUCUAUUUCGUUGGCGAUUAAGGCGAGCGAUACCGUCACGAACCAGCAAUGGACCGCGGAAGUCAAAGUGUCUACGCGAUCAAAGCAGACACUAGAGGUCCCCGCAGCCACGGCUCAGGAUCUGAAGGAAAUCGUGUUCCCGGCGAGAAACGCAGACAGUCAGCUGAAGCGCAUGAAACGAGACUGGGUCAUCCCCCCGAUCAACGUCCCCGAGAACUCGAGAGGCCCCUUCCCACAGGAGCUCGUCAGGAUCCGCUCCGACCAUGACAAGAACCGCUCCCUCCGCUACAGCGUGACCGGGCCGGGCGCCGACCAGCCCCCCACCGGCAUCUUCAUCAUCGACCCGAUUUCCGGAGAGCUCUCUGUCAACAAACCCCUGGACAGAGAACACAUCCCCAGCUUCCACUUGAGAGCUCACGCGGUGGACCUGAACGGCAACCAAGUGGAAAACCCCAUCGACAUCGUAAUCAAUGUGAUCGACAUGAACGACAACAGGCCCGAGUUCACGCAUCAGCUGUGGAACGGGACCGUACCGGAGGGGUCCAAACCAGGAACAUUUGUAAUGACGGUCACGUCUGUGGACAAAGACGACCCCAAGACGGCCAACGGCAUGCUCCGGUACAAGAUCCUGUCCCAAAACCCCGAAAGCCCCAGCUCCAACAUGUUCACCAUUAACAACAAAACCGGAGGCAUCAUCACCGUGGCAGCCGGCCUGGACCGAGAGAAAGUGUCUGAGUACAUGCUGAUCAUCCAGGCCACUGACAUGGAGGGCAAUCCCAUGUACGGCCUGUCCAACACGGCCACGGCUGUGAUCAGGGUCACCGACAUCAACGACAACCCGCCCGAGUUCACUGCCGAGACGUUCUUCGGCGAGGUGCCUGAAAACCGUGUGAAUGUCAUCGUGGCCAAUCUGACGGUGACUGACAAGGACCAGCCAAACACGCCGGCCUGGAACGCAGUCUACAAAAUCACCGGGGGCGACCCUACCGGCAGCUUCUCUGUGCCCACUGAUCCCACCACUAACGAGGGCCUGGUUACAGUCGUCAAGCCCAUCGACUUCGAAACCAACCGUGCGUUCCUGCUGACCGUAGAGGCCCGGAACGAGGUGCCUCUGGCCAGGGGCAUCCACCCGCCUCGCCAGUCCACCGCCACCGUCUCCAUCCGGGUCAUCGACGUCAACGAGAGCCCCUACUUCCAGCCCGACCCCAAACUCAUUAAACUGGAGGAAGGAAUUCUGCCCGAGACCUCCCUCACCACCUUCGCCGCGCAGGACCCUGACCGCUUCAUGCACCAGAACAUCAGGUACUCCAAGCUCUCAGAUCCUGCCCAGUGGCUGCGGAUUGACCCCAACACCGGGCACAUCGUAACAAUGGCCGUUUUGGACCGAGAAUCUCCUUUUGUGAAGAACAGCUUGUACAACGCUACAUUCCUGGCAACUGACAAUGGUGCUCCUCCGGCCACAGGGACCGGCACGCUGCAGAUCUACCUCCUGGAUAUCAACGACAAUGCCCCCAGAGUGUUCCCUCAGGAGGCGGAGAUCUGUGAAAAACCCGAACCAAACGCCAUCAACAUCACGGCCAUGGACGGAGACCUCAGCCCCAACGCCGGGCCUUUCGCGUUUGAGUUGGCGCACAGACCUUCAGACGUCCGCAGGAACUGGACUAUCACCAGGAUAAGUGGUGACUACGCGCAGUUGAGUUUGAAGAUAGGCUACCUGGAGAGCGGGAUCUACGAGCUGCCCGUUAUAAUAACCGAUUCGGGCAACCUCCCCAUGUCCAAUACCUCCUACCUGCGGAUUAAGGUGUGCCAGUGCGACGUCAACGGAGACUGUACGGACCAGCAGCACAUCAUGGCGGCCGGUUUGGGCACGGGAGCCAUCAUCUCCAUCCUCCUCUGCAUCAUCAUCCUCCUCAUUCUCGUUCUCAUGUUCGUCGUGUGGAUGAAGAGGAGGGAUAAGGAGCGUCAGGCCAAACAGCUGCUCAUCGACCCCGAGGACGACGUCAGGGACAACAUCCUGAAGUACGACGAAGAGGGAGGCGGCGAGGAGGAUCAGGAUUACGACCUGAGCCAACUGCAGCAGCCCGACACGCUGGAACACGACUCCAUCAAACCCGUGGGAAUCCGACGGCUGGAUGAGCGCCCCCUACACCCCGAACCCCAGUACCCCAUGAGGUCGGCCGCCCCUCACCCCGGAGACAUCGGAGACUUCAUCAACGAGGGUCUCAAAGCAGCAGACAACGACCCCACGGCGCCCCCUUACGACUCCCUGCUAGUUUUCGACUACGAGGGCAGCGGUUCGACAGCCGGCUCUCUCAGCUCUCUCAACUCGUCGAGCAGCGGCGGAGAUCAGGAUUACGAUUACCUCAACGACUGGGGCCCGCGGUUCCGGAAAUUGGCGGACAUGUACGGAGGCAGCGACGACUAGCGUGGAGGAACUCUUGCUUACACCACUCCUCUUUGAAUGGAAAAAAGAUGAAGAAUUUUUAAAAACGGUGGAUUGAUUUUUUGUUUUUUCUCUGGAAUGGACAACUUCUGAUGAUAAAUCCCUCAAGAAAGUGACGGGAACUGUGAAAAAAAAAAAAAGAAAAUUCCGAACUUUUCCAAAACUAGGCUUAUUGUUGUAGUCUCUGCAUACAUAGCUUGUUGAAAGCUUAGGCAAAUAGUCCCCCCCUUGGAGUUUUUUCGGGGAGGUAAAGAGAACGAUGGUGGACUGUCGCCGCGAGGAUUGUUGAAUGAACGGUACUGAAUGCGCUCAGUUACACUUGAAUUUCACAGUACAGAAGCACUGGGAUAUAAUGUGCCUUUUUGUACAUUUCUUUGGAGCUAAAAUGGUUAGUUUUAUGUUCAAGGCUUUAACUGUACUUUUAUUUUGGUGACACAACGCUCCGGUUUGUCGAGGAUUAUUUAAACCACGUGAAGGAAAGAACAGCACUGUACAAUACGCUAGACUUGUAGAAGUUUUUCACUAAAAAUAAUUAUGCAGCUGGUUGCAAAUAAAGGGAGUUUUGAUUACUUUUGUAGCAUUUUUUUUCUUUCAUUUUCUUUUUGAAGUGAAAGUGGUAUUUUACAAAAUCUACAAAAAAACUGUUUCGGUCUGCGUACACUUCAUUUGCCUUAGUCAUCCUCUGAAACUUUUAAUUCACUGUAAAAAAGACGUGUAAAUAAUGUUUUUUUUUCCCUUUUCUUUUUGAUGUAGUAUAUGAAGAAGUGCAAAAAGUUCCAAAUCCUGUAAAUGUUUAAUUUGGACUGAAACAUUUCAAGUUUUUUGCAUGUUUUUAUCUUUUCAUGACAACACGUAAGAACUGUUGUUUCCCAAAAUUUAUUUACUAAGUGAAAAAAUAAACAUCUGGGUGACA